Cimex lectularius (bed bug) is the source of this 334-nucleotide messenger RNA. Its product is annotated as U6 snRNA-associated Sm-like protein LSm6. Bases 75 to 317 code for a protein of 80 amino acids. Gene Ontology annotation, cellular component: sno(s)RNA-containing ribonucleoprotein complex; U6 snRNP; nucleolus. The transcript has 2 exons. Gene Ontology annotation, molecular function: RNA binding. NCBI's taxonomy places the organism in Eukaryota, Metazoa, Arthropoda, Insecta, Hemiptera, Cimicidae. Gene Ontology annotation, biological process: maturation of SSU-rRNA; mRNA splicing, via spliceosome. The record is from RefSeq and is a predicted model, not a curated record.
GACCCGUUAUCUAGCACCGGCUACCGCCCGAGAGGUUAUUCAUAAACGUCCGUCGUUCGGCUUAUUUGAAGAAAAUGAGCAGAAAAGAGCCUUUGUCUCAGUUUAUUCAGCAGAUCCACGGAAGGCCAGUCGUCGUCAAAUUAAACAGUGGCGUCGAUUACAGAGGUGUUCUUGCAUGUCUCGAUGGCUACAUGAACAUAGCGCUCGAACAGACAGAAGAAUACGUGAAUGGGCAGCUUAAGGAAAAGUACGGUGAUGCUUUUCUACGAGGGAACAAUGUGCUGUACAUCAGCAGUCAGAAAAGAAGAUACAAUUAACAAUUUUUUUAACAUAU